CGUUAAUUUCACCAGUUGGCGUACCAUGUAGCCCCGCGACACUUUACCUAAAUAAAUACUUUAUUUAUUCCCUUUAUCUGUACUUGGUUCAGUUGUACCUUUGUAGUAAUUUAUUUCAGAUCGCUCAAAAGAUCCAUUUCAAUUUCUGGAUCUCCACCCAGAUUUGGCAACACCACAGACGUUUCCAAUGAAAUCUCGCGAGAAUCUUUCGAAAACGUGUUCGUGACUUUUAAUUAAAAAAGUCUUAUGAAACAAUAAAGAUAAUUUAAUUUUAAGUUUUUAACAACGUGCAAUAUUACUUAAAUUUCAAAGUUUGCUACUAACAUAUUUAUCUCUUUUUUAUGAGCUUCCUGAUAAUGCGGAAGUGACGUACGUACGUGAACGCUAGACCAGAAGCAAAACACGCCCAUGUGAGACCUGCAUGGUGUCUAGAGAAACUUGAGCUGGCUUUCAACAAACUUCUCUGAGCACGUGAGGUGGCUGGUGGACCUGGCGAUAUGAACGAAUCGGAGCGGUAUCCUCCGCCGGACUUCGGCUAUCCUCCGCCGAGCUCCGUUCAGCCCUUCCAGCCACAACAGCCGCCCCGGUCCAGCAGCUUCCACCCCAGCAUGUGGAGCUGGACGGAAACGUCGUCAGCGCCCACCUGGAAUUACGGCGUCAGUCCGGGCUGGUAUCAUUGGGAAGCGGUGGGACCAGGUUAUGGCUUUCCAUCGGGCCAUGGAAACUAUGGACACAAACGUCCGUUUACUCAAAACUUUGGUCAUGAAUGGCAUCAAGGUGGACAUCCAAGAGGAAAGCACAACUAUGGACCUCCGAACCAACAAGGCAGAAAGCAGAAAAUGAAAAAGGAACCAGAGUAUUCCCACUACUGUGACACCUGCGACCGAGGCUUCAAAGACCAGGAAAAGUAUGACGAACAUGUUUCUCAGCAUGUCAAGUGUUCGGUGGCCGACUGCAGCUUCAUGGCUCAUGAAAAACUGGUCUCCAUCCACUGGAAAAAUAACCAUGCACCGGGCGCUAAAAGAAUCAAGCUGGACACACCGGAGGAGAUUGCUAGGUGGAGAGAAGAGAGACGCAAAAACUAUCCAACGCUUCAAAACAUUGAGAAGAAGAAAAAAGUCCUGGAGGUGCGGGAGGAGACGGGAGGUGUUCUAGAAACAGCUCAGUUUGGACGAAUGAGAGGCAGAGGCAGAGGUAGAGGCAGAGGCAGAGGUCGUGGGUGGAAUAACAGAGGAUUCCACGGGCGACACCCACAGGGUCCCUACCCGUCAGGCAACAGAGCUCCAGAGACAACCAGAUCUCUCCACCAGCCGUCCAGGACCGGGGACCCGCUGGGAGUUCUUGCCAGCAGUGACCAUGAUUCUGAUAAAGAAGACCCGGCUGGUGAAUCCAGGACUGGUGGUCUGGUUGUGGCCCCCAAACAGCUGAGCUCAGCCCUAGGCUCCUUAAUGGCCAGCUAUGGCUCCAUGAGUGAGAGUGAAAGCGACGAAGGACCAGAAGCCACCCCCAUUCAGAGAGCCCAAGAACUGGUCCAGGAAAACCAGGCCAUCCUGAACAGGAUACCAGCCCACGCUGAUGGAACCUUUAGAGCCGCGGAAACAUCCACAGAGGUCGUAGAGCCUCCCAGCAUGGCCCAUCCUAACCCUGCCCCCAACAGGUGGAACAACAGAAGAGACAGAAGGGGUCGAGGACAAAGACACCAAGACACAGCGCAGACACGUCGCCCCACCUUACUGGAAAUGUUACUGGCCCCAGAUAUCCGCCAUGAGAGGAAUGUCCUCCUGCAGUGUGUACGCUAUGUUGUCCGCAACCACUUCUUUGGGCUGGAGACUGGACCUCGGGACCAAGACGAGAUGAAGGACAAAAACAACCCGGCUAUCACGCGUACAGAGGACGAGCAGACUGAGCAAGGGACAUCAAACGUCAGCUGUUCGCCCCCGUCGGCAGAGGGGUGUCCAGCAGAGGGCAGCACUGAGGAUGGAAGUCUGGAGCUUUUAGAGGGUUCACAGAGGGGCCCUGGAGAUCCUGCUGCAGAGUCGACAUUCAGUGUUAAAGAUGAGCAUUUAAUCAAAGACCACAACCAUCAUGAUCAGACCACCGAAGAGAAAAUCCCGUCUAAUUUGUACGAUGAUGAGAUAUGGGAAUGUGAUGGAGGGGGUGGGGAUUACUCCACAUCUUUAACAGACAUGUGACUGGUCAGACCUGUUCGUAGAAAUGUUCAUUCCUUUUUGUUAAGAUGGGCCUGUGAGGUAAAAUAAUUGGUUUUUGUUUAGUUUUUGUGAAAUGAAUAAAUCUGAACUGAUGCGUGAA
This is a messenger RNA of Melanotaenia boesemani (Boeseman's rainbowfish), 2310 nucleotides long. It is a transcript of the gene nufip1, whose product is annotated as nuclear FMR1 interacting protein 1. NCBI's taxonomy places the organism in Eukaryota, Metazoa, Chordata, Actinopteri, Atheriniformes, Melanotaeniidae. Gene Ontology annotation, biological process: box C/D snoRNP assembly. The record is from RefSeq and is a predicted model, not a curated record. Gene Ontology annotation, molecular function: RNA binding. Gene Ontology annotation, cellular component: nucleus. The coding region runs from base 498 to 2192 and encodes 564 amino acids. The transcript has 10 exons.